Messenger RNA from Parnassius mnemosyne (clouded apollo), 2445 nucleotides. Lineage: Eukaryota; Metazoa; Arthropoda; Insecta; Lepidoptera; Papilionidae. The record is from the annotation of a GenBank genome assembly.
AUGGUUCUCCGAGGGCACCUAAUACCUAAGGCAGAUGAAGGAAUGGCCUCAGACCAGCCUGUGAAGAAGAAACAGCGAAUUGACGCGCCGGAUAUUGACGAUGGCAGUGAUAGGUCAGCAGAAGAUAUCCUUGCAGAUCUAUUUGAUUCUGAAACACCAGCAGAAACAUCGGAAGAGUUCCCAUCAAGGAAUGGCGAGUCUCCAGAUAGUGGCACCGUUAGUGAAGAUGCAGUGGAUUGUUCGGCCAUGCUCAGGCUCCCUUGUGACUCUAGUAUAGAACUUACACCAUCUGGUUCUAAUUCUACACCUCACUGGACUUCUGAUGAUAACAAGUUGUUAGCUGAACUUCGGAUGCUUCAAAAUGUGCUUGUAGGGCAGUGUUUGUGUGGGUAUGAUGAAAAUGUGGUUUCACAGCUUUUUGAUAGACAACUAAAUAUUGUUUCAUGGCCUCUUACAUGUUCCCUGACCUAUCUCUCUACAAUGCAACUUAUGUUUGAUAUAUAUUUAAAACAAAAUAACACAGGCACUAUAUGCUCAAGGGUGAUGCAGGCAUGUGAUAUUUUUGUUAGGAAUAGGCAUGAUUGGAUUACUGAAGUUGUUGAAUUAGCAGAUCAUAAAAGUAAGUUUAUUACUUUUGUUGCAAGUAGGGUUUUAGCUAGUUUUUUAAUUGUUGCAAAAGACACUGUUGACGAGAACUGGCUUCAGCAAAUUGCAGAGAAUAUUUAUUUGUUUGAUAGAAUUAAUAGAAUAACAGUGCAAAAGAUUAACUUCAGUUUGGAUAUAAUUAAAAGGAUAGUUGAGUGGAAAGAUGUGGAACAGCACCCACUUGAAGAUAGUAAUUACAUAAAUACAGCAGGAAAUGGUCAUGUACAAGAUGAUAACCCUUUUCGAAGUACAUCUAAUUACAACAGUAGUAGUAAUUCACAAAUGCCAUCAGGUUCACGUACUGAUAAUUUGCACAAUGCUUUUUCUAACUUACAAACCCAUGGUGCACCUUCAACAUCAGGUGAGAAACCCGCUGAAAGAGUGGUUACUUUUAAAUUACAUGAGCCAGUGUUAAAAUUCCCUAAUAAUCAGCAGUUAGGGGCGACUGAAAGAGCAGUUACUCCUGAACCCCCACCAGCUAGAAUAGAAAGGGUUAAUGAGAAUGGUUGCGUAACAGUUAUUCUAACAGAUUCUGAAUCAUUUGACACAUCUCACAUAAAAUGUUUAACGAUAAAAACAUUAGAACACCACUGGCCGGUGUUAGUGAAAAACAUGAAGCUCUUGCUACUAAGGUACCUGAAUUUAGCUAAUGCUGAAAACUGUAUACUAACCUUUUUCUCUCUGUGGGAGAACAUAAUAAGUGUUAAGGCCAAUCUUUCCAUUAUAGAUACUAAACCGUUCUAUGCGGACUUGCAAAGUUUUGUUGAUCUACUGAGGAAUACAAUGCUACCAAGUUUAAUAUAUUCACAUCUACUAAGUUUGUUCAACGAGGUCCUGUGUUAUGGUUCUACAUUAGCUUUACAAGAUAUCUUACCAGAAGAGAUAUGUUGUUUAGCUCACUCAAUCGUUAGGUAUGUCAAAGACUUUCGGCUUCUAACAGAUGUAAGAAUACAAAGCAAUAGAAGUGGGUUUGGUUUUUUAGGCAAUGAAUGCACUAUUAUAAGGGAUUAUUCAUUAAGUCCUGAUGUGAACCCUAUAUCAUCUACUAUUCAGUUGGUAGAUCAAAGUUAUGGGGUAGAUGAUAAUGACGAUUCUAGACAUCUGAGAAGUGAUGUAGAUAAAACAAUGUUGCAAAGAAUGUCUUUAUUAGUAUUAAAAUCUGUUGCUGUCACCGUUAAGGAAAUGCGCUGCGAUUCCUCUGACAGCUCAAUCGAUUCUGCAGACUACAAUGCUAUACAAGAUAUGCAAAUUGUUGAGAGGUCUAUUAGAGAUGUUUUAAAGAAACUUGAUGUGUUCAUUAGGAACAGUUUGGAGUUUCAUCCAGAGACUGCGUUCACAAAGAUGCUAAUUCAUUUAUUUAGUGAGCAGGAUGACUAUCUAAUAGAGUCCAUGGUUUGCACAUUAGAUAUAACAGUUGGUAUUGUGUAUAGGAAUUCUAUGUAUCCUGAUUUAAUACCAAUGUUAAAUCCGAUAUCUUCAUUCAUAGAAUUUUUGAAAGUCGUUUCGCAUGACAGCGAUGUGCUUUUAGAUUACUUAGUGAGCAAUGAAACUUGUUUCCUCCUGUACUUAUUAAGGUUUUUGAAGUACGUGAGAAGAAAUUGGCCAAAAUUUUUGGAAACUUGCCAACAGGCCGACUCUGGUGGAACCAGAGGUGUUGAUGACACAAUGCGAGUGUUGAUAAGGUUACGCUUACAAAUAAGUAGGCUGGUGUCGAAAUCUCUGUUCCCAUAUAAUAUCAGCCCCGUUUUAAGAUUAUUGGAAGUAUGUGAAAGCUUAUAUGAAGGGAAUGAAUUUAGCUGA